CAUGUAACUAGUGACCAUACAUUUUAUGUUGAUAGAAUAAUUUCCAAAUUAACAGAACCACGUGCUUUUAAAAUUUUAAUUAGUAAAUGGCGGAUUUUGGGGACAUUACAGGAAGUUCUCAGUUACAAGACAUUUGAACACUUAGAUGGUGUAUGAAGAAUAUACAUGAUAAUGUAGCUACCUAUUUGGGUGAAGGAAUAUUCAGCCACUUGUUCCAUUGAAUCCAACCCAAACAAUAAGUCAUAAUCGAAUCUGACGAAACAGAGUGCAAGUCUGAUGAAACAAAUCGGCAAUCUCUUCCAACAGUCAGGAGCUGGGGUGAAGGGACAGUCCGUUGGUAAGUCCCUUAUUGCUGUCCAGACAAAUAUAGCAGUGCAGACGUGUCAAUGGACGGCUGGUUGAGAAUUCCUCUCCCUUCGUUAUAUAUAUGUACAUGCAUGCAUGUAUCUUGAGUGUAAGGUUCCUACAAGUCAAGGAAAAGAAGGGACUGCUCUAAAUCCAUCACCUGUCACUUUCACCUGCGAACAUCAAUCAAACUGCGUGUCAAUCGCUUUCGUGGCAGUUGUCUUCAUUCUGAUUGGCUUUCUAUCCCUUUAGGGCGUAAACGUAUACAAUUUUGUUGGAAUCCUAUUGGAAAACGCCGAGCUUUGCUGUAGUGACGCAGUUGGAAUUCCCAAACUUCCUAAGUUCACGAGGAACAUUGCGCAUCUCGACCAAGCCGCAAAGGACUAUCCAAAAACGAAGAGUAAAACUAGCAUUGAAGUAUAAACCAAAAAGCAGGACAAGAGAUUACAUAUCUCUGUUGCUGUGCCUGGCCACCAGGGGGCAAUGUCGGACAGCAGCAGCACAGGCAGUAGUGGCUCCUCCAACAGCUGGACCAUUAUCAACCCGGAGGAUGCUGCAGUGGAGUGUGUUGGCCUUGCGGACGAUGGACCAGAGAGUUUGGGGGAUGUCCCUAGUCUCUACGAGGAAGUGACAGGGCCCACACUACAGGUCAGGCCGGGUGAGGCUUCAGUAGAGACGGUUCUGUCUGAGGAAGGCCAACAGGUCAGUCGGUAUCCUAUCGUUUGUCAGGAAACCACUCCUGAUGUGGGCGAGGGCUCCUCUAACCCCACCUUGCUCAGCCCCUCUUCCAGCAGUUAUAUCCCCCUAGAAUCUGACCUGGUGCUCAGACCCUCCCCCAGCAGUUAUAUCCCCCUAGAAUCUGACCUGGUGCUCAACCCCUCCCCCAGCAGUUAUAUCCCCCUAGAAUCUGACCUGGAGAGCCAGCCCCCAGUCAUCCAUGACAUCGUCACCAGCUCCCCCUCUGACAACAAUGACCAGCUUUCGGCCACCCCCUUUGUAACCCAUAUUGACCUGCUUGAACCCUUCGACGUUGCCUACACGGAGCCUGAGGGCGAGGCGGAGCCUGAGGGCGAGGCGGAGCUUGAGGGCGAGGCGGAGCCUGAGGUGGAGGCGGAGCCUGAGGUGGAGGCAGAGCCUGAGGUGGAGGCGGAGUCCGAGGCUGAGGCCAAGCCCGAGGUUAAGGCCGAGGUUAAGGUCGAGGCCGAGGUGAUCUGGGCCCAUGAGUCUCCACCUCCAGAGGGUGCUGUACCCAAGGACCCCGACCUAGACACCACUGCAGACAUAGCCCCUGCCCCUGAGAGUCAAGCCCCUGCCCCAUCCCUGUCCGAAGAAAGCCUCCCUGUGGAGAUUGUCACCCCGUUGGACGUUCACACAGAUAGUAUCCCCGCCCUCGAGAGCGAGGAAUCUGUUAGCCCCAUCCCCGAAAGCAAAGAAUCUGCAAGCCCCGCCUUCGAAAGCGUGGAGUGUGUAAGCCCCGCCCCCGACAGUCGUCUCCCAAUGACCAUUGGUUCAACCAUGACAGCUGAGGCAGUCGAAGCACCAGCAGUGGAGGAGACCACGCUUCCUGAGGAAAUAGAGGAAGUUGGACAGGUUGAAGAGCCACCUAGGAGCUUUGACAUGGGAAGAGGUGACACCAGCACUGAGGGGGAUGGCCCGAGGAGGAGGACCAUACCGUCCUUCGAGGUGCCGAGGCGAACAUCCGAGGAAGAAGACGAGGAAGAGGAUGUGGAGUUCAAACUGCCGGAGAAGGAGGAGGAGAAGCGUGGGUUCUCCCUGAACAAGCUGAUCGUGACAGCAGUCGUCCUGCUAUGCCUAGGAUCCCUCUUCCUGUCAGGUGUCGUCACCAAUCUGGAUGAUGACGACCUUGACUCUUCUGAGAUGAGCGAUGGAGACCAGGACUGGGUAAACCCUCAGGAAAUGAAGGAGGUUUUGGACAAACUGGCACAAGAAAACCAUCAAAUCACCCAAUUAGAAGCCCAGCUACAGACCCAGAAAGAAGAACUCGACUCAGCACUAAAGUUAGCAUCAGCAAAGGCAGGGGAAGAAGGGAAAGGAGCUUUGGAAAAAGAAAAUAGCAACAUGAGAGAGGAGCUGUCGUCCCUGCCUGACCUGAAGGUGGAGCUGGAGACCCUAAGAUCCAGAGUGAGAGAACUUUCCCAAAUCACAGCCAACCAUGACACUCCCACUCCACCACCUAGCUCCUCCCCACCUCCUGCUGGCCAGCCAGGGAAGAGCAGCCAGAGCACAGCUGGGCCUGACGGGGGGAAGGACCUCGGGAAGGGGAUCCGCAUAAAGGAAGAGCUACAGAGACAGAGGGUCCUCUUAGAGGAAAGCAGGAAAAGACUUGAGGGGAUGAAGAAAGAUGGAGGGCACAGGAAAGGUGUGAGGGAGAGCCUAUCAGAGAUCCAGAAGAGGCUGACUGAGCAGGUGGAGAAGCUCGGCAAGAGGAGGCCAUGGGAGGGUGGGUCCAAGUGGGACGCAAAGAAAGGUAAAGAUAACGGGAAAGACCACUGGAAAAAAGAGGAGAAGGAGUGGCGGGGAGAGAAGGAGUGGAAGCACAGCAAAGACAAGCACGUAGGCGGGUCAAAGUCACACAAGCAGAGCUCCCACAAGGAAGCCUGGCGGAAGUACCAAGAUGAGUGGAACAGUAAGAAGGACGAGCGCAGGCUGGAUAGGGAGAAGAGGAAGAGGGAGGGACACUGGCAUGUCCGGUCUGCUAAGAAAUCCAACCACCACCAUCAGCAUCAGAAUCCCCAACAUAACCAGCCUCCCCAACACCAGCCUCAUCAGUCUCACCAGUUCGACCAUACCACCUUCUGGAAGCACCAGGAGGAGAAACUCAUCCGCAACAUGCACAUUAGGGCAGGAUGUGGUGGCAUCAAGGACUGUGCUGCCAAGGAGGGGCUGAAACCAGUGGACCAAUCCCAGUUCCAGGCCCUUCUCGAGGGCUACCUGAGCAAGCUGGAGGGGGUCACGCCAGAGAGCAAGAAGGAGAUCCGCGAGCUGACCGCUCAGUUUUUCAAGGGCGGUGUGUUCACCCACGACAGGGUGCAAUUCAGUGACUUUGCAGAGGACGUGGCAGACAUUUUGGAAGAUUUGGCAGACCUCCUGGAAGACGAAGGGCAGGGGGAGGAUGAUGUGCUGGAGGAGGCGAUGGAGGAGUUUCCUGUUGAGGCUUUGUGGAGGUUUGCUGUUCCAGCUUAGAAACCAAAACAACAGAAAUAACUGGAAAGAAAAUGAACACCAAGAUACAAUGGUAUAACAUGGUUGUUUACAGCAAGGUGUUGCCAAUUCUGUGGUCUAUCUUGGAAAAUGCUUCUGGUCCCAGGAGUGAUCCGUUGCCUCAUAAACACUCCCCCCUCAGUCUGUAAUUACAAGUUGUUUGUGUGUUGGAUUUUAGUUGUUUACCUACCUCUGUCAGUUCAAGGACACUAUCCUCAGUCACAUCAGCUGUGUGUGCAAAUUUGUGUGUGAGUGUGAAACAAAUUCUCCCACUACCUUUAAUAUUUAACACUCAGAAUGUAGCCGUUUACGAUAAUGGUCAGAUGUAUUUGCUUGUGAUCUCCCUGCCCCCUCAACACGGUUACCGUCAGAUCUAGUAGGACUGGUUCAACUGUCGGCUCUGUUUGAGUGUGUAACUGUCAGUGUUUAUUAACAGCACACGGAUCAUUCUGGAACAUGCAAAUGAAAGGAGAUUUUUACCAGGCGAGAACUAGGUUCUUGCUCUGUUUCUCUUUGACAUGGUUCUCUCACUCACACUUAUAGAAUGCUGUUAUAAUGCAGGAUUAAACUAUUCUGAUGUAUGGUGCAAAGCCCAGCACACAUUAAUACAGAUUAGCAGCUCGUGAAGAUUUUAUUACCACAUUAUUAUUUGUCACACUGUGCAUUUCUGAGUAAUGUAACCUAAAUGGCUCUGCAUUGUAAUGGAAAUCUUGAGUCUUACAACCCAAUGUUGUUUCUAUUGAAUUGGGUAAAAAGUGCAAUCUAUUGGUUUUUAGAAGAUGUUUAAAAAGAAGGACGUUCAACCUGUACAUUUCAGAUAGACCCUUUGAUGUUUUUUAGUUCCUUUUAUUUAUCACUGUUAACACUUUUUCGAGAUUUGAGUUUACCAUGCUGAUGUUUUGAUCAGAUAUGUAGGAUAGUUGUUUGAAUAUUGUAUUUAAUGAAGGAUAGCCCUGGUCCUUCUUAAAAACAUUUUAAUAGGUAUUUGUUUUAGUCCACCGCUGCAGUAUUUUUGAUCAUUAUAUGAAAAGCAAGCCAAGUGGCUGAGGUUAAACAAAUGAGUAUGCUGUUUCUUAGAAACCUUUUAUUUCAGUGAGCUACUGCUUUUGUGCCUUUUAUUUAUAAGUAAAUAACGAUGACAGUUUGAAAUCUAAAAAAGCGUUUUCAAUUGUUUUCUGGAGCCAUUAUCCUGCUGAUUUAGAAGAGAGACAAAGUAUCUAAUGUAUAGAAGGAUGUAUAAUAACUUGAUGCCAUGCUUUAAUUGACAUUCAUAGAUGCAGGCUUUUCUUUUUUCUAUGAUCUUGUAGCGUGAGAAAGCCCUUAGGGGCAUCACAUAGUACACAUACCAAGUUUGAAUGUCAUUGAAUUCAAGAUCAGCAGUUGUUUUGCGUGAGUUUGAUCAAACAUUUUAAACAAUAAACUGUUUGAAUGUUG
Messenger RNA from Hypomesus transpacificus, 5001 nucleotides. RefSeq names its product pre-B-cell leukemia homeobox interacting protein 1a (gene pbxip1a). The transcript has 11 exons. The coding region runs from base 829 to 3549 and encodes 906 amino acids. The record is from RefSeq and is a predicted model, not a curated record. Lineage: Eukaryota; Metazoa; Chordata; Actinopteri; Osmeriformes; Osmeridae.